UAUACUGAAUAAACAAAUAUCUUUCGAUAAUUUAUUCGGAAGUUAAAGCUUACAUAACAUUUGCUGGGAAUUCUAAUCAAAAUAUGUAUAUACGUUGUCAAUUGACUGCUAAGAAAAACAAUACUCUGCGAUAAAAUACUCGGUCUUUCUUAAAAACAAAACUGUAUUAAAACUCUUUAAAUAAAGAUUACAAAUAUACGUAAAAGUGACAUUUUUUUUCUGCGGGAUUCUUAGUAGUAGUUCGUUGUUUUGGUUGUCAUCUGUUCAGUAGCUCAUCAACUCGUGGUUUUUUUUGGCAGCACUGAAAGUUCAUGAGCUCUCUCAGAAGGCAAACAGAGGAAUUUCGAAUAAUUUUAUCUAUGGUAAAAACUCCAACAUGACAGUUAAUAGCCAGCAAUAUAAAUAACGCAAACUGUUCAGACUUUAAUUGCCAAGCAUAAGCAAUAAGCAAGUGUUGUUCUAUCGUCAGCAGUCUGGCUGCAAUACCGGGUCUUUCUCGGCGUCGUUGCUGGCGAAAAAGUUGUCGCGAGAACAUUUAUUGCCUGUGGAAGUAUAUCGUAACGUCUAGUUAGUUUUGAAAAAAGUUAAAGAGUGCUAUUGCGGAUUUUGAAGGAACAACGAUAAAUAUGAUUAAAAAGAAUUAAGCAAUGUUUGGUCAUUCCAGGUCUCGAUUCUAUAUGUUGCCAUACUAUUGCUCAUUUGACUCAAAGUGCUUCAGAUCAUAUGUUAGUUGUACAUUAAUGGAAUCAAAACAAAUUAUUGUGGCGAGAUAUUGUACGACAAAUAAAUUAAGCACUAAGAAAGAUAUAAAUAAUUCAAAUAAGGUUGGUAUAACUGCCUUUAAAAAACAAAAUUACAGUUACAAUGGUACACAGCAAAUGUUCAAUAUCAAAAAUAUGUUUAAUAAUUCUACAACGGAUGAUUCAAGUGAUCAACAGGCAAAUUCAACAUAUAUUAAGCGUGUGGUUGUCUUUUUAGAAGAGGUUUUACAUAUGGACGAUGUCCGGCGCGCACAAGAACAAGUCAUAAAUAUUAAGAAUGAAUUACAUGAGACGGGCAAUAAAAAAAGGUUAAUUCAAAGAGAUUUGGAUAUACUGCGCCGAGAUCUGAAUAAAGUAUAUAAGGAAUUUAAGAUAAAUUGGAACUCAUGUCAAUAUCUGGAGUUGGUGAAGAAAGAAGUAGAUAUAUACACGGAAAUCGACGAGCUUCAAAAGGAGUUGGCAGCGGUUGAUGGACAUGAACAAUAUUUAUUCAAUGCUUUUUCCGUGGCUAUAAAUGAUUCAUAUGAAAAGGAAAAGAUUUAUACCAAUAUGAUUAAAAUCCUCGGUAUUGUUGGAACGUUAUUAGGCUCUUUCAUCACGUUUGUACUCUCAGUGGUUGGAUUUCUUUAUAAUCAAAGGAAAUUUUAUACUUUACGAAAAGAUGUUCAGAGUGCCCUUACUGAUCAAGUGCUUCAUAAAUUAGACAAGGUUAUUGAAGACAUAAAAGAUUUCCAGCAAACAGUUAAUGUAAAGCAGUCAAUGGUCCUGACAGAAAAACCUGUGGAAUCAUGGGGCUCCUAUCUCAAUCGUAAUACGCGAUGGAUUUACGGUUGGGCUUUACCAAAGAAGUGAUAUUUUUCGUAUUUAUUUUGUGUUAUAUAAGAAUAGUUUUUAAACUGUAUAACAUUAACAUAUAACGCAAACCAUUUUCUUGUUACUGUAAUUGAAAAGUCAAACUUGAGUUAUUACGUUUUUCUUGCUGCAAAUGAAUAUUCCCAAGUAAAGCA
Molecule: messenger RNA, 1768 nt
Organism: Bactrocera oleae (olive fruit fly)
Lineage: Eukaryota; Metazoa; Arthropoda; Insecta; Diptera; Tephritidae
Product: mitochondrial potassium channel
Source: RefSeq, a predicted model, not a curated record